AUGGCAGGCAAGAGAAUUGUAUAUGCUCUAAUCCCUUUCGUCCAAAGCCAGCCUCGAAAUUCCUGGAUAAACCGCGGAAUGCAUAUUCUACCCGCUCCCUUGUUAGGCCCGUUUUCUCAGACUGUUAUCUGCUGCACCGAUAACCUCUGCUAUUGCUCAGCUUCAAGGCCCCAUCCCUCGUCGGCAAGGGAGAGCGCCGAGUCGGGAGUGAUUUUCAUCCGGCUACUCCGUAUAAAACCACGCAUCCAGCGAACGAUUGAAAACGUUGGAGACCUGCUGUUCUCAACGGAUGAUAUGCAAAAAGCUAGAGAGAGCGAACAUGCGGCCAGGCUCCCGGAGCCGACGUUUGUCGUACUCGUCUGCUGUUUGUCCUGGCCAGAGACCAGAGCUGAGCCUUGUGUUUUCUGGACCGUAUUCCAAGUUUACAAAGUGACAUUGUCCUUAUCUCCACCCAGGAACCCUGUCAAGGUAGCAGGCAAGAAUAACUUCGACUACACGAAGGAUCCCGGAGGGAAUCGAAGACGAAAUGGAGGACUGAGAUUGCCCCCAGUUCCUCGACCUGUGCGCGGAUGCGUACGGAGCAGAUUAGCACAGAUGGACCAGGCCAAUGCACAGAGAAUGAAUGGAAACAUGAGAUGGGACCAAGAUGAUUUUGCUUGA
Coccidioides immitis RS is the source of this 660-nucleotide messenger RNA. RefSeq lists its product as uncharacterized. The record is from RefSeq and is a predicted model, not a curated record. The transcript is spliced from 6 exons. Lineage: Eukaryota; Fungi; Ascomycota; Eurotiomycetes; Onygenales; Onygenaceae. Bases 1 to 660 code for a protein of 219 amino acids.